AUGGAAGAACCAACUUGUACUAAUACUCAGGCAGAAGCUAUGGCUAUAGUACAAGCUCUGAGAUAUAUGAAGGAAAGGCAGUAUCAACAGAUUAUAAUUGAAACAGACUCUCUUUUAUUAAAGAAUAUCAUACUCAAAGUUUGGGAAACUCCCUGGCAGAUAAUUGAAAUGGUGGAGGAAAUCUGGAGAUUAAUGAAUAAUAAAACAGUUAGGGUGAUACAUAUAAUGAGAGAGGGCAAUAUGCUAGCAGAUCACCUGGCUAAUUUGGCACUAGAUCAUGGAGAAGUGGAUUCAGAAUCUUUCCAGGAGUUGGGAAUGCAAGGGAGGAGAUGGAUUAACAAUGAUAAGUUACAAUUACCAUACUUAAGGAUCAGACCAUGCAAGAGAUGA
This is a messenger RNA of Lycium barbarum (goji berry), 390 nucleotides long. RefSeq lists its product as uncharacterized. The record is from RefSeq and is a predicted model, not a curated record. The transcript has a single exon. NCBI's taxonomy places the organism in Eukaryota, Viridiplantae, Streptophyta, Magnoliopsida, Solanales, Solanaceae. Gene Ontology annotation, molecular function: nucleic acid binding; RNA-DNA hybrid ribonuclease activity. The coding region runs from base 1 to 390 and encodes 129 amino acids.